AAACAAAUGCGAAAAAAAAAAAAAAACCAUUGCAAGCAAAAUUUCUGCUUCUUCAGCUCUCCUUCUGUUUUGGCAUUUCGAUUUCCGAUCAUGGAUUGAGCAAUUGUCCUUUUUACUUGAUCGAUUCCUUCGAUAAACUCCGGAUCUUUUGUGUGGGUUUCUCCUUGGUUUGCAUAAUCUUUUUCUUUCUGAUCAAUCUAAUCCAAUCCAGAAAUUUGAGUCUCAAAGUUUUACUUUUUCGAAUCUGUUUCUCCAAAGACAUGUAGGGUUUAUAGUUUUCUCAUGGAGAUUGUUUGGAUUCUAAGCUUGCAACGUAUCCAUUUCCCUGAUCUUGUGCGGAGUUGUUGAUUUGUUACGGAGUACGCCAUUUUGGAACUUCGCUUCAGACAAGGCUAUCGUCUGUUUUAAACUGAAGUGAAGGUUCUCUGGAUUGCUUCAUUUAGAUCAAAAUAGAGGUUUAUCUGACUUAGGCUUUUAAGGUUCUUGACAAACAGAUUCGAGUUUUUGUUCUGUAUCAAAGUGGAUAUAUGUGGAGGAGAUAUACUUAAGACUUGGAGGCGGUUUAGUUUUAAAGAUAACAUUUUGCUGUCCAUUUUCACAGAAGUUGAAGUGAGGCAUGGAAGAUGUGUCCGAGUCUGAUAAUGUUGAGACCUCCAUUAUCCACCUUCCAGAUGAUUGCUUAUCCUUUAUCUUCCAACGACUUGAUAAUGUUGCUGACCAUGAUUCAUUUGGUUUGACUUGUCAUCGCUGGCUCAACAUCCAAAACAUUAGCCGUCGAUCUUUACAGUUCCAGUGUUCUUUCACUGUCCUGAACCCUGCUAGUCUGUCUCAGACAAAUCCUGAUGUCAAUUCCUAUCAUCUCCACAGGCUUCUCACUCGAUUUCAGUGGUUGGAGCAUCUUUCCCUUUCUGGUUGCACGGUGCUGAAUGAUUCGAGUCUCGCCUCGCUCAGGUAUCCUGGUGCAAGACUGCAUAGUCUUUACUUAGAUUGUUGCUUUGGGAUUUCUGAUGAUGGGAUCUCCACAAUUGCUAGCUUUUGUCCCAAUCUCAGAGUUGUUAGUCUCUACCGCUGCAACAUCAGUGACAUUGGAUUGGAGACAUUGGCCAGGGCUUCCUUGUCUCUAAAAUGCGUGAAUCUCUCGUACUGCCCUCUGGUAUCUGAUUUAGGGAUAAAAGCAUUGUCACAAGCAUGCUUGCAGCUUGAGUCAGUGAAAGUCUCAAACUGCAAGAGCAUUACUGGUGUUGGCUUUAAUGGCUGUUCUCCAACUCUAGGCUAUGUGGAUGCAGAGUCUUGUCAGCUUGAGCCGAAGGGUAUAAUGGGGAUCAUUAGCGGAGGUGGGAUUGAGUUUCUUAAUAUUUCAGGUGUAAGUUGCUACAUCCGCAAAGAUGGUUUGGUACCUAUUGGAUCUGGGAUUGCAUCAAAACUUAGAAUGUUGAACCUAAGGAUGUGCAGAACGGUUGGUGAUGCAUCCAUCGAAGCUAUAGCAAAAGGUUGUCCAUUGCUCCAAGAGUGGAACCUGGCUUUGUGUCAUGAAGUUAAGGUUUCGGGAUGGAAAGCCGUCGGAAAGUGGUGCCGUAACUUGAAGAAACUCCAUGUGAACCGUUGUAGGAACUUAUGUGACCAAGGGUUACUUGCUCUACGAUGCGGUUGCAUGAACCUCCAGAUUCUCUACAUGAACGGGAAUGCGAGGCUGACCCCUACAGCAAUUGAGAUGUUCAGAUUACAUAGAGCCGAUAUAACACUAAGGACAGAAGAAAUGAUGGUCAUAGGACCAGACUGGAGACUAUAUGCACAAGAAUGAAGCAUCAAUUUGUACCCAACAGUACAUGAUUCUUUCAAGUUCAUACGAGAUUUCUGGGAUCAAUGUGUUGGUCUUGUCCAGAGGCAAACUGCAAGAAAAGAUAUAUUCUAUAAUAGGCUUCAAGUUGUUAAUAAAGUAUCAAAAUCUUUUACUGGUCAAUAGUGUUGUUUCAAAUCCAGUAAAAGAAGAAGAGAAUCGAAUAUUAUAUAAAUAUAUCAAUAGAAAGGUCUUUAAUCAA
Molecule: messenger RNA, 2039 nt
Organism: Arabidopsis lyrata subsp. lyrata
Lineage: Eukaryota; Viridiplantae; Streptophyta; Magnoliopsida; Brassicales; Brassicaceae
Product: F-box/LRR-repeat protein 12
Exons: 1
Coding region: 617-1801 (394 amino acids)
Biological process (GO): SCF-dependent proteasomal ubiquitin-dependent protein catabolic process
Cellular component (GO): SCF ubiquitin ligase complex
Molecular function (GO): protein binding
Source: RefSeq, a predicted model, not a curated record